Molecule: messenger RNA, 525 nt
Organism: Phanerochaete carnosa HHB-10118-sp
Lineage: Eukaryota; Fungi; Basidiomycota; Agaricomycetes; Polyporales; Phanerochaetaceae
Exons: 4
Coding region: 1-525 (174 amino acids)
Source: RefSeq, a predicted model, not a curated record
AUGAUCGAGCUCUACCAGCUACCCGAGUGGCCUUGCGCCCGCGACUCUCCCGACACCACAAUCAAAGAGGCAUUUGCAGACAUCAUCACUGACGAAUAUCUCACGACCGCAUGCGUCACAAUAUCUAUCUCGAGCCCCUACGCCGAGGUCGAAAAGCGCGAGAAUCUCGUGGUCAUUCUUGAACCUUAUUCGCGCCCGCGAUCUCUCAAGCGCACUAGAUCAGGGUCUUUCAAGGAGGGAAAGUCUGGAUUCAUGUCGGAGAUGGCUGCCGCGGCCUUAGACCAAGUGACGAAAAUUCAGGAGUCUCAAAUGCUGCAACAAGUCCACAACUACCGGCCAUUGGCAUCGGCUGCUCGCCCAGUUCAUAUCUACCACCCAUUAUUCGCUAAUUUCCAGCGUAUGAUCAAUCGUAGUGACUCCGAAGGAGAGCCGUUCUCCUCUGAAGAACUCGAUUCUGCCCACUCCUUCAUACACGAUUGUUCAAAGUAUCACCGGUCAAGAACCGGACGCAAGGAUGCGAUGUAA